UGUCGCUCUCUCGUAAAUUUUAUAAACGUUCUGGAUUUUAUUUUAUUUAUUUCGGAAUUCAUUUGUUUGCUGUGAAAUAUCUUGGCCAAAAAUCAAAACCAGAACGCACUAAUGUUCUCAGGGAACUUGCCGAUUCAAAAUCGUACGAUUUAAUGCACCUAAACAGUACAAACGCGGUCCAGUGGCCAAUUGUGAUUCGCAUAUGCCUUAAUCGUUGUAAACAUUUCCUACCGGGAUAGAAAUGUCAUUAGAUUCUUAAGCAUUCCACGUGAUGAGUGCACCGCAGCAGCCACCGGGAGAUUCGAGGGGAGGAGCUCCGCCACCCGCCGGCAGGGAUUCGGCUAAUCAGCCGGCAUGGAGCUCCACCGCCGGAGGAUCUGGACACUCGGGCACCGGUUCUCGUGGUCUGAGCCCCAGCGGCUGGCGACAGAACAACUCAAUGAAAUAUAAUUCGCGACCCUGGCAUCGAGGACGUUUGGACAGUGGUCACUUUAACAAUAGAGUGUGGUCUAAUCACAAUCAAAGACAGACGCUUUACCCGCAAUCAAACUACGGGAAUCGGGACCAUUCUGACUCCCGUAGUUCAAUCCAGGAACGACAGGAGAGAGAUUAUACUAAGAGAACUGAUUUUCGCGAAAGAAACACUAGGUACUCCGAUGAGAGACACUCUGGCAGAUACAGUGAUUAUCCCCGUAGAAAGCAUUACUACAGAACCAAGCCUAGGGGAAGUGAGGGUCGAUCCUAUCAUAGGGACGAAGGUGCCAGAGAUUCCUCUAGGUCUCCUAAUCAUAAUGGUGAAAGUGGUUCAAGUCUGAGCAGAGCCACAUCUGACAUCAGGCGAGGUAACGGCCACAACUGUGACCAAAAAAGCGAUGCUUGUAAACCACAUAAAGAGUAUAACCAAAGCUGCGUAAAUCACUAUCAAGCCGAAGAAAAUAAAAUUGAUUUAGGGCAAACUGAGGAUAAAGGAGCUAGCAGAACCAGCCCCACCGAGCACAGUUCAGAUAUAUCUCAACAACCUGAUCCAAUUGCAUCAGAAGGCGAUCAGCAUACAAAAACCAAUGGGUUGAAAGACAGCUCCUGCCCUAGCAAGCAGAGCAAGGAUUUAAACGAAACCUCUAAGGCUCCACAGUUUUCCGAUCGAAGAUCGGAGGCGCAGUCGUCGGAGGAAAAAUUAAAGGCAUCCAAGUUUGGUGGGAACCCCUCUGGUGUACAGGCUAGUCAAUCGAUUCCACGUAUCCAAGUGCGCCCCCUCACCGAGCUACUGAGGCAGGAGCUCUUUGCAGUCACCCAGGAGAAUCUGUGCAAGAGACCUCUCCUCAGUCCCCCUCCAUCCGCAUCCCCCGCCAGCCCGAGUCGUCUGGCCAUUAGGCCCAACCUAAGAAAUCGUCGCCGAACCGUAAGCAACUGCAUUUACAAUGCUGCAAGUCUUGAUCAGGCCGCAGAAAGCGAGGCCGUCUUCAAUGAUCGCAUCGCCAGCAUGGACAAGGAGACUCUGAAGUACAUAAUCAACAAUGGCGACACCAUCUUUGAACCACACUUACAACUCCAGGCCAGGCGGCGUAUACGUGACGAGAUUCGCCGACAGCUGAAGACAAUUGAGCUGGAUAAGCCCAAGGAUUGUCUGGUACAGGAAUCAGUCGAGGACGAAAUUGUAGAUGCCAUCAAAUUGCCCGCAAUUCUGCUCGAGGAGAUCGAAAAGUGCUUUGGCAUAGACAUAUCAGAGGGUCAGACGGCCAAAGAUACUGAAGUAAAUAAAAAAGGGACAAAGAAAGAAACCGAAGAAUCGAAGGGAACUUGUAACAGCGCUGAAAGUUCAAAAGAUUUCAAAGCUAAGAAGACAAAAGCUACUCUUCACGAUAAUGAUCAGAGCCUUAAAUUUAGAAAGCUUCAAAAUAAAAUUGAUAGUAAUGAUAACAAUCAGCAAGUAGAAGCCGGCGAGCCUAGAAACCCGCAUUGCGUUUUGCCUAAAGGUAGCGAAGAUAGCUCUGUAAAAUCGAAUGUGGUCCCUAAAAAGGUCUUGCAAGAAAACAAUAAGAAGAAAAGUAGAAAUCGGAGCGUCGAUCAAACCAUUAAAGUAAAUGGGACUAGGCCGAAGAGUCCGAGACAGGAAGAACCAAUAGAAACUGUGCAACACCUUGAUUCCAUCAAGAGGUCGGAAAUACACCAAUCUAAAAAUCGCGCGCCCUUGCUACCGACCCCUACAUGUGAAAGAGUUGUAUGGACAAAUUCAAAGAGUAAGCACUCGACUCCAAGUCAAAGUGCAUUAAGUAAAUCCAACACAAGUAAUGAUCAGGAAAUCGCUUCAGUAGAUUGCCAUUCUAUUAUCAGUACACACAAUAAAAUGGAAAUUAAAAGGGAGUCUAGCAGCUCACCCAUAUCAGUGAGUCCUUUAGCUUCAAAGGAAGUUAUUGAUCUGCUGAGCUCAUCUGACGGAGAGCAGGAAGAGCAGGGCGUGCAGCAUAUGGACGUUGAUGAACUUGAAGGUGAUAGUUUAAAUCAACCAGAAGGUUUGACGCAAUCCGAACCCGCAACUGUGGAAAAUGCCGAUAGUGACAACUCCACCAGCUCCCAAAGCAGCAGUAAGUCCACAAAAAGGCGACGCAGGCUGAAGCUUCGAAACGAUGCAGAAAAUGUGGUGGACAGUUUUGAAAAGCUGAUCCUUCCCCAUCUUCGAGAGGCUCUUACUGAGCGCUAUCGUCGCCAGCAUUCUAGUAGCCUGCAGAGUCGAUUGCACUUUAUCUCCUGCGUGGUGACAAGCUCCGAGCACAAUUCACAAACCUUUAGCAAAAUAGAGGUAGCCAAGAUGCAAAUGAAUCUCAAAGCAGUCGACAAUCGCCAAGCUAUCGAAUUUCUGCUAAAAGAGAUUGUCAACGUUGUGAGUCUGCAGAAACAACGUCGUCGGGAGCAGGAUGAAGAGCAAAAGCUUGCAAAUUUAUUAAGCCCCAAAAAAUCAGCAUCCAUGGUUGAGGAAACCCCUAAGGCGUCCACAUUACGUCCAAUCCAGCAGUGUUCUAUUCCACCAACGGCUCAAGAUAGUUCUCCAGAUAUAUCACCGGGUCAGAAACCUCCAUCCUCGCCUGCCCCCAAAUCAACUCCGCCUAUAAGGCACAGUUCUCCAGUUGUAUUGCCCUUUCAGAAACAGCCAUCUUCUCCUGUCCGCGAAUCCUCACCGCCAACUCCGCAGAGUCCUAUUUCCGCAACUGCUCAAAAGAGUUCUCCAAUGGUGUCAGCCCUUCAGAAAAGUCAAUCUCCUCCAACCCGUCAAUCUUCAACACCCAUCCAGGAGAAUCCUAUGGAGUCAGAGCAGGGUUCAGCUCGUCAGAAAACUCGCCAAAAGAUUCCAGUCGUGGAUGUUUCUGAAAGCCCUGAUCCUAACCCAGGAAAUCCUUCCUCUUCGGCGAAACUGGAACACUUUCCCGUUGGAUUUCCAUUUCUGGCCAUGGAUCCCGCCCUUUGCAAUUAUACGCGUCUAGCUUGUGGAUCAAAGAUAAACGAGCCUUUGGAACAUUUGGGAGACAUGAUGGCGCAGAAUUUGGUUGAAAUUGAUCGUCGUUUGAUGGAAAAUCAAAAUCGUCGCAGCAUUUUGGAUGAUAUGAUAUCAAAGUUUCAGAAAGAGAAAUCUGAGCUGGAGAUGGUGAAUCUAGAACUCCAGAGUCGAAGGUUUCUGAUGAUUAACUCCAUGAUUUCUAGAAAUCAGGCUACUUCUGCUCAAGCUGCCAACUCCAAAAGCAAACCACCUCCGGCUGAAACUACUCAGGAAUCCAGGCAGGAUGACAGUUUUAGCAAAGGAGGGAUAGCGAGGAGAACUAGAAGUAGAUUAAGAAGAGCUGUGUUGGUCCUAGCACCCAAGCGUCAAGUAAGGGUACAAAAACGAGUCCCCAAAAUACAUAAAUCAAACGAAUUGGUGGAGAAAUCCCAGGAAGAAAUUGCUGAACGCGAUACCAAUAAAAUGGAUUCUGAAAAGAGCAUUCAAUCAAAUUUCAAGGUAGAGCAGUUGGAUGUGUCAGCUGGUGACCAAGUAGCCGACUCCUCGUCCACCACCAAACUUGCACAAUCGCGCCUGACCAAGCCCAGUAUUACAGUUAAUCCGACCCACCAACCACUGGCUGUAAUACCACCACUUCCACCACCACCACCGCCUCCGGAUCCAAUUUGCCACAUGUCCUACGAAACGCCUAGCUCCUUCCUUAAGGAACCACUACACGAACCCGAUCACCACAGGUCAGAGCUCAACUCCGAAGAGAAGUGCUCUGUAGGAUUCGUGCCGAAGGGCAAAUUGCAGAAUGUUGGCAGCCCCAUUACCCAAAUAAAAAUCUACAGGCAGUACGUGAUAGCAGCAGCCGAAGAUGGGGAUAUCUACAUGUUCCACCUGGUCACUCACAAGCUGGAGCGAAAGAUCACUAAGCACAGCGAGGCUAUCACGAACAUGUGCCUCAGCGAAAAGGAUUCUAUUCUCUACACCACCUCAGCGGAUGGAUUUUUUAAGAAGUCUUCGCUCCUGAAUCUGGAGCGGGUCAUAGAAACGGUUUACCUUAAAGAGCCGUUGCAGUCGAUAGACGUCGCUUGGGGAUUGGCCUUUAUUGGCAGCCGUUGGGGUCAAAUUUCUACCUUCAACGUGGUGACAAACAAGGUGAUGGAACAGCCUUUGGUAUCAACCGGUCAAUCCAUCAUUGCCAUUAAGGCCACCAAGGAAGGAGUACGGAAGAUCCUUGUGCUGGGAUGCAAAGGAAACUUUGUCCAAAUGCAUGAUGCGGGCAACGGAUUGCUGCUGCGUCGCGUAUUUAUUGCAGAGGGCUUAAAUAUCUACAGUCUGCUUCUAGAUGAAGGACACAUGUAUUGCGGAACGCAGAAAAACGAGAUAUAUCAACUGGAGUUUGAUACUGGAAACUUAGUCACCAAGUUUAGCUGUGGCAAUGGCGCUGUUGCUGUUGCGUCCUAUGGAGAGCGUUAUUUGCUAGUCGGCUGUUACGAUGGCUUUAUUUACGUCCUAAACAAGAUAACUGGAACUCAAGUGGGUCGUUUCGAGGGCGCUGGUCGCAUGGUUUUAGCCCUUUCGGUUGCAGGCGAUAAGAUCGUCACAUCUUCUAAAGAUAACUCGCUAGAAAUCCUGGAGGUGCCCUCAGCAUUGGUAAAUGGCUAUUAAAACGCGUAUCAUUAUUUGUAUAGAUCUGUUUUAAUUUAAUAAUUUUUACACACAAACUUGUUUGUAUAAUACAAUUUAAUGGUCUUAA
Molecule: messenger RNA, 5234 nt
Organism: Drosophila erecta
Lineage: Eukaryota; Metazoa; Arthropoda; Insecta; Diptera; Drosophilidae
Exons: 8
Coding region: 272-5146 (1624 amino acids)
Molecular function (GO): RNA binding; protein binding
Source: RefSeq, a predicted model, not a curated record